Protopolystoma xenopodis is the source of this 228-nucleotide messenger RNA. NCBI's taxonomy places the organism in Eukaryota, Metazoa, Platyhelminthes, Monogenea, Polystomatidea, Polystomatidae. The record is from the annotation of a GenBank genome assembly.
AUGUUGAACAGUUGUCCUGGGUCCAAGUGUCUUCUUUUUGAUGACUUCGCUGAACCAUCAAGUCUGCCCAGGCAGUACGCGAAGUUAUCGUUGACCCUUCUCUACUCUAAUCUCCUGUUGAUGAAGUUUCUUUGGCUCAUCACACCUGAUAUUCACCCCGACCCAUUUUCUUUCGAUCGACUAAUCCGACUCGGGCCUCCCAUCCAAAUUUCCCGCAUGGUCCCGUAG